Didymosphaeria variabile is the source of this 3885-nucleotide messenger RNA. RefSeq names its product serine/threonine-protein kinase gin4 (gene GIN4). Lineage: Eukaryota; Fungi; Ascomycota; Dothideomycetes; Pleosporales; Didymosphaeriaceae. Gene Ontology annotation, cellular component: cytoplasm. Bases 1 to 3885 code for a protein of 1294 amino acids. The record is from RefSeq and is a predicted model, not a curated record. The transcript is spliced from 5 exons. Gene Ontology annotation, molecular function: protein serine/threonine kinase activity; ATP binding. Gene Ontology annotation, biological process: intracellular signal transduction; protein phosphorylation.
AUGGAUCACAGCUUUCACGGACGCCCACCAACCCGCCGACGCGCUGCCCUCGGCGACGCCACCCUGCGUGCCAACGAGGACCACCGCUUGCGCUCGCCUCGAAGCAUUGGCGACAAGCCCAUUGCGCACGUCGUGCCGACCUCCUCCCCAAACCAGCUACCGCACAAUGAGUCGCUUGUCCCCAACGGAACACUCGCAGUUCAACACGAAGCACUCCCGUUGCCUUCACCCCAGCACAAGCGACUCUCUGCCGUGAUUGACGAGUGCCGGCCCCGCAACACAAAGCGCGAUUCAGAAAUAUCCAACGCGAGCACAAACGCGUCUACCGGUGGCCGUCGUAAGACACAUAUCGGCCCGUGGCAAUUGGGCAAGACAGUCGGCAAGGGUGGCUGCUCUCGUGUGCGCAUUGUGCGGCACAGUGGUACUGGGAAAUUUGGGGCCGCCAAGAUCAUAUCAAAGAGCACUGCAGAGAAGGUACGAGCUCUUAGCCUGGCCAACCUCUGCGAGAGCGCGCAGUAUGAUCCGACCCUCUUUGCCGGUGGCAAGGUCAUACCCUUCGGGCUGGAGCGCGAGAUCUGCAUUAUGAAGCUUCUGGAUCACCCAUAUAUUGUAAAAUUGUUUGAUAUCUGGGAGAACCGGAACGAGCUUUACCUGAUCAUGGAAUACGUCGAAGGUGGUGAACUCUUUGGCUACAUUGGCGAGCACGGUGGUAUCGAGGAGGUUGAAGUAGUCCACAUCUUCCGGCAGAUCAUUGCAGCCCUAUGGUACUGCCACCGACUCAACAUAUUCCACCGCGAUCUGAAGCCAGAGAACAUCUUGUUGGACAGGGACACCAUGACGAUCAAACUAGUGGACUUCGGCAUGGCUGCGCUGCAACCGCACGGCAAGAAGCUGACAACUCCCUGUGGCAGCCCUCAUUACGCUGCGCCCGAAGUGAUCAAAUCUCAGUCAUACGAUGGGGGCAAGGCUGACGUCUGGAGCUGUGGUGUGAUACUGUAUGUUUUGCUGACAGGCACGCCGCCCUUCAAUUACGACGGUCAUGACGCGGAGCACGAGAACCUGAAGCCUCUCUUCCGAGCGAUCACCCGCGCCGACUAUGUUAUGCCAGAGGGUCUCUCCCGGGAAGCGAAAGACCUGAUCCGAGCCAUACUUGUACCGGAUCCCAAGCGUCGCAUAUCAAUCGCGAAAAUCUGGGACCACCCCUUUAUGCGCAAGUAUGAUCGCGAAUUGGGAUUCCAUCGCACCGAAGAGCAGAUCAGGCUAUGGAUUCGUCCGUGUGCACCCGUUGAAUGGACCCCUCUGACUCGAUCCACCAUCGAUCGCGAGAUCCUCCGUUAUAUGCGCACCCUUUGGCACAGCGAGAAGGAGGAGGCGAUUAUUCAACGCCUUCUCAGCAAGGAUAAUCAGAAUCAUGAAAAAUUCUUCUACGCUGCCCUUCAGAAGUACCGGAACGAGCAAAUCGAGAACUAUAUGCCCAGCCCUCAUCAUCCCGUGGGUUACUCACAUAGCGACCAUCAUCAUCAGGCGCGACGUUCGCCGACUGCGAAGGACAUGCUGCAGUUACCGUCCAAAUAUCACAAGCGCUCACAGUCAGGAUAUUCGAUCUUGAACGAUGAGCAUCUUUAUUCGAAACAUAGUUUCUACGAGCCACCUUCAUCCGAUGUCAGCUACGAUCCGUUCAGGGCCUCGAGGGAGCCAGUCCUUCCCAACCAUGACCUCCACCAAAACAUCACAGUACACCGAGGACCGAGCUCUGCCAGCCGGAGAAUGAGGCCAACUACGGCUUUGGGACACCGUACAGGUAGCUCAUUGCGAGUCCAAGCCCUCACCAACUCGAAACGAGGGUCAGUGAUGACGCGGGCUUCCUCCAAGCGAAGCACGCCGUCACAGCGAUCUGCGCACAUACGUCGCAGCUCCGUGUCGCGCUCUUCUCUAGCGAGUUCUUACCUCCCCAGCAGCCCACCUGUGUUUAUCAGGCCGAACACCUCUGUCAAGCGAGGCGUGAGUUUUUCCCACUUGAGGCGACCCUCCGUAGCGACCGCACAUACGGCGGAAACCCCCUCCAUGCAGUACACACCUGAGCAACAAGGAUCCUCUAGUCAUCGAAGAGGCUCUAUAGGGUCGUCUCUGCGGUCAGCUAGACCUAGUACUGUGGGCGACUCCCCAUCUGUGAGACCGCUACCAAAAGUCGUAGCACGCCCAGCGAUUCCGCGGUUGCGUGUACGUCAAGCAGACAGUCCCAGCAAAUACAUUCAAAGCGCAGCUCGCAAAGUCAGCACUGAGUUGGAGAAACAUAUGGAAGAGGCCUUCAAUCGGUCUUCGAUCGGGUCCAGUAUCUGUACAUCAACAACUUCAGAUCCGCGCAAGGAUGCUUCUGGCUUCGAGACUCCGCCGACUACUUUCUCAAACCGAGAUUCCGGUGCGACUGGUACAGCAACACCAGAUCAAAAGACGAUGUAUCAACAUCGGCCACUUCCACCGGUCCCUACCGAGACGCCUAAUACGUUCCUUCAGCGAAAACUUGCCGAAACACGUGCCGAGAUUGCUCGUCGACUCGAAGAAAGCGGUGAUAGCACAGAGCACUUCAACGAAGUACUUGACAAUUUGGACCGUCUGAUGUUGCCUGCUACCAAUGUUGCGAAACGGACCUGCUCAGCGCCUGCCAAAUCUCCAGAACACCCUGCUCCGCUUCAUGUAAUCCCCGAAGAAGCAAAAGAAGACCGGUUCGAGCCCUAUCCAUCGAACUAUAGAGCUUUUACUGACCCUUUCGGGGCUAGUGGUCACGGACGUCCAGCCGACGAUGCAACUAUUCGUCUUGUUGAACAGUCCCCCACUCAUGUUGCUCCGCUUGCCAUACGGAAGAAGAGCGAGGCCAGCCGCUCUACUAAGAGCGAGAUUGGUCCUCUUGGAGUUCUAUGGCCUGGUCCUAUCCGCCACACUUCCGCUCCUUCGCGUCAACAAGCAGAGUCCAGUGCGCUUGCAGUGGGCACGAACCAAGUCGCGCCGUCGAACGGCGUUCCAGAAAAUGCAGAGAAGAAGGAAGCUACGGUGAAGAAGAAGAAGUCCUCGUGGUUCCGUCGUACGCCCGAGGAAAAGGACCGUCCGCACGAGGCUCAGUCGAAGCCUGUAUCUGAUCGUUUGCAGAUACCUGAGGCAUGGCAAGGCUUGGACGACCGCAUCAAGAAUGAUCCUCCAAAAGCCAGUACCCCUACUCCAGACUUUAGCAAGCAGCAUAUAAAGCACUCUGAUGGGAGCGCUGCAAGCGAAUUCCCUAUGCGCGGCUGUGGCACAACCGUCGGUAAGAGCGAGGGUGGCGGAGCUUUCAAGGGUUUCUUCGGUUUCUUCGGAAAGAAAGCAAAAGAGGACAAGAGCAAGCGUCCGCUGGAGUUGGAUAAUUUCAGCACGUCAUCGAUUCUUUCAAACGUCGAUGCGGAGGACACUGGAGAAUCUCUAGCACGUCCAGGGCAUCCGGAUUUCCAGAUGAACUGGCUUUCACGCUUUCUUCACAUCAAGCCCGCGAAUCGGGCCUUGUGCUUCCACAUCCGCCGUGGGAAGGUUCGACAAGAGCUGGUGUAUCUACUACGUGACUGGCAGCGCUACGGUGUCCGAGAUGUCACGUGUGACCGCAAUACCAAUAUCAUCCACGCUCGCGUGGAUAAGAACAACCGUCUCAAUCUCAAGCCUGUGGCAUUCGUCAUUGAGCUUUUCGUCGUCCUAGAAGACAACAAGCGUGCAAACCUGUGCCUUGCGCGCUUCACCCAAAUCCGCGGCGCCGCCUCCAGCUUCCGCCGAGCUGUCGAAGUCAUUGAAGACAUCUGCCGGGAGAAGCAUAUCCUUAUCGAAGACGAGCAGAAAAAGGCCGCCAUGUGUGAGAUUGUGAACUGA